Microthlaspi erraticum is the source of this 2046-nucleotide messenger RNA. The record is from the annotation of a GenBank genome assembly. Lineage: Eukaryota; Viridiplantae; Streptophyta; Magnoliopsida; Brassicales; Brassicaceae.
AUGCCACGUUGGGGAGGUGGUGGUGGAGGUGGUGGAGGAGGUGGUGGUGGAAUCUUUGGCGGUGGAACCGGUGGAGUCCGUGAAGGAAGUCCUGGGAGAGAAAUUGGUGGUACAAAGGGAGGAGAAGUUGGUGGAAUCUUUGGCGGAGGCGACGGUGGAAUAAUUGGCGGAGACACUGGUGGUGGCUGUGGAGGAGCUGUUUGUGGACUUCUAGGUGGAGAUACGGGCGAUACACGUGGAGGAGAUGUUGGUGGAAUAUUUGGGGUGGGUGAUAUUCCUGGAGAAAAUGUUGGCGGAUUUUUUGGCGGCGACAAUGGUGGUACUCGUGGUGGAGAAGUUGGUGAAAUUUUUGGUGGAGACACUGGUGGGUUCCGUGGCGGAGACACUGGUGGUGGUCGAGGAGGAGAGGUUGGAGGAAUUCUUGGUGGAGACACUGGUGGUGGCCAUGCAGGAGCUGUUUGUGGACUUCUAGGCGGAGAUAUUGGUGAUACAUGUGGAGGAGAUGUUGGUGGAAUAUUUGAGGUGGGUGAUAUUCGUGGAGAAAUUGUUGGCAGAGACAAUGGUGGUGCUCGUGGUGGAGAAGUUGGUGAAAUUUUUGGUGGAGACAUGGGUGGAUUCUGUGGCGGAGACAGUGGUGGUGUACGAGGUGGAGAAGUUGGUGUAAUUCUUGGUGGAUACACUGGUGGUGGUCGUGGAGGAGUUGUCUCUGGAUUUCUAGGCGGAGGCACUGGUGAUACACGUGGAGGAGAAGUUGGUGGAACACUUGGUGUCGGUGGUAUUUGUGGAGAAAUUGUUGGUGGAUUCUUUGGUGGAGACAAUGGUGGUGUUCGUGAUGGAGAAGUUGGUGAAAUUCUUGGUGGUGACACGGGUGGGUUUCGUGGCGGAGACAUUGGUGGUGCACGAGGAGGAGAAGUUGGUGGUAUUCUUGGCGGAGACACUAGUGGUGGCCGUGGAGGAGCUGUUUGUGGACUUCUAGGCGGAGAUACUGGUGAUACACGUGGAGGAGAUGUUGGUGGAAUAUUUGGGGUGGGUGAUAUUCGUGGAGAAAUUGUUGGCGGGUUUUUUGGCGGAGACAAUGGUGGUACUCGUGGUGGAGAAGUUGGUGAAAUUUUUGGUGGAGACACGGGUGGGUUUCUUGGCGGAGACAUUGGUGGUGCACGAGGAGAAGAAGUUGGUGGUAUUUUUGGCGGAGACACUGGUGGUGGCCGUGGAGGAGCUGUUUGUGGACUUCUAGGCGGAGAUACUGGUGAUACAUGUGGAGGAGAUGUUGGUGGAAUAUUUGGGGUGGGUGAUAUUCGUGGAGAAAUUGUUGGCGGGUUUUUUGGCGGAGACAAUGGUGGUACUCGUGGUGGAGAAGUUGGUGAAAUUUUUGGUGGAGACACGGGUGGGUUCUGUGGCGGAGACACUGGUGGUGCCCGAGGAGGAGAAGUUGGUGGAAUUCUUGGUGGAGACACUGGUGGUGGUCGUGGAGGAGCUAUUUGUGGACUUCUAGACGGCGAUACACGUGGAGGAGAAAAUGGUGAGAUAUUUGGGGUGGGUGAUAUUCGUGGAGAAACUAUUGGCGGAUUUUUUGGUGGAGACACGGGUGGGUUUCGUGGCGCAGAUAUUGGUGGUGCACGAGAAGGAGAAGUUGAUGGUAUUCUUGGCGGAGACACUGGUGGUGGCCGUGGAGGAGCUGUUUGUGGACUUUUAGGCGGAGAUACAGGCGAUACACGUGGAGAAGUUGGUGGAAUACUUGGUGGAUUAAUUGGUGGUAUACGUGGAAGCAUAGUUGGUGGAUUUCUUGGUAGCGACAUUGGUGGUGCGCGCGGAGGAGCAGUUGGUGGAUUUUUUGGUGGAAGUAUUAAUGGUGGAGUAGCUGGUGGAGUUUUUGGGGUCGAUGGUGGAGGAGGUGGAGGACGGGUUGGUCUAUUGGCUUCGAUUCGGCCGAGGAGGAGGAAUGUGAGUACAAGGAAAAGAGCUACGGUUGUUCUUGAACAUUUUGAAUCCAUUUUCUUCAAAGUGAUGUCCUUAAAAAAGGACUGUUGUACGGAUAUUGGUGACUAG